Messenger RNA from Cottoperca gobio, 933 nucleotides. RefSeq names its product olfactory receptor 142-like. Gene Ontology annotation, molecular function: G protein-coupled receptor activity; olfactory receptor activity; odorant binding. The record is from RefSeq and is a predicted model, not a curated record. Gene Ontology annotation, biological process: detection of chemical stimulus involved in sensory perception of smell; G protein-coupled receptor signaling pathway. The transcript has a single exon. Lineage: Eukaryota; Metazoa; Chordata; Actinopteri; Perciformes; Bovichtidae. Bases 1 to 933 code for a protein of 310 amino acids. Gene Ontology annotation, cellular component: membrane.
AUGACAAACUCUACACAGGUUUCAUAUUUCACACUAAGUGCCUACUUUGACACCGGGGUUUUUAAAUACUUGUAUUUCCUGAUUGUUCUGACUUUUUAUAUUUGUAUUAUUGGUGCCAAUGUGUUGCUGCUUGUGGUUAUCUGUGUGAACAGAAGCUUACAUGAACCUAUGUACCUUUUUCUGUGCAGCCUGUUUGUAAAUGAACUGUUUGGUAGUACAGGGUUGUUUCCAUUCCUUCUGGUUCAGAUCCUCUCUGACGGUCACACUGUUUCUACUUCUUCUUGUUUCCUGCAGAUUUUCUGUUUGUAUUCUUAUGGAGGUGUAGAGUUCAGUAACUUAGCCGUCAUGUCUUAUGACAGAUAUCUUGCUAUCUGUUGUCCUCUGCAAUAUAACUCACGUAUGACGUCUAACAAGAUUACUGUGUUUAUUGCUCUCACAUGGUUCUACCCUUUUCUUGUCAAUACUUUCAUAAUGUUUGGUCUGACCGUCCCUUUACAACUGUGUGGGAACAUCAUUAACAAAGUGUACUGUGAUAACUACUAUGUUGUUAAACUGGCCUGCAAUGACACUACAGUCAAUAACAUUUUUGGACUUGUCCACAUGUUUACAGUAAUCUUUGUUCUCAUACUUUUAAUCCUCUUCUCCUACAUUAAGAUCCUUAAAGUGUGUUUCUCUGGCUGUAAGCAGACGAGACAGAAAGCUGUCAGUACCUGCACACCUCACCUCGCUUCUCUGCUCAACUUCUCUUUUGGUGCUUUCUUUGAGAUAUUACAGAGCAGGUUUAAUUUGUACAAUUUACCCAACAUGUUGCGCAUUUUUUUAUCGUUAUACUGGCUUACAUGCCAGCCGCUCAUCAACCCUUUACUGUACGGACUGAAAAUGUCCAAAAUAUUUAAUGUAUGUAAAAGCCUGCUCUUUGGGGGGGAAAGGUAA